CCUUGUGAAACAAAAUUUUGUUAGCAGUUGGAAACCCUGUAUUAUGAAAAGAAAAGCUAUCACUUAACAACCCUGAACACUUGAAUUUUCUUUUGUUACGUUCAAUCGUUUAAUUUAACUUCUUGCACUUUAGAAAUUUUAUUUAUUUGUCUGCUUAUUGCUUAAUAUAAAUAUGUCUACAACUCAAACUACCAAAAACUGCAUCACGUUACGUGGCUCCGCACAAAUUAUUGCUGAAUAUUUAAAAUAUGGUAUUAAUUCAAUUCUAUUUCAACGUGGUAUUUAUCCACCCGAAACUUUUGAGAAUACACAGCAAUAUGGUAUAACAAUACUAAUGUCGAAAGAUAAAAAGAUUGAAGAGUUUUUGUCAAAUGUCUUACAGCAAACGGAAGAUUGGCUUGCGAAAAAUAUGAUAGAGAAAAUCUCGAUGGUGAUCACAAAUGCGCAUACCAAAGAAGUUUUGGAGUGUUGGGACUUCAAAAUGCAUGCCGAAUUGGGUGAUGGUGAGGUUGGCGAUUCUACAAAACUAACAUCGAGCAAGGAACUGAAACGUAUACAAAAUGAAAUACGCGAUGUUAUGCGACAAAUAUCUGCCACGGUUAGUUAUUUACCGUUGCUCGAUUGCAUUUGCACUUUUGAUAUCAUGCUUUAUACAUUGCAAAAUUGUGAGAUUCCCGAAAAAUGGGAUGAGACCGGAGCAGUUUUUAUACAAAAUGCGCAAGCUGUGCAGUUGCGCUCUUUCUCAACUGGUUUGCAUAAAGUUGACACCGUAGUUAAUUAUAAAAUGGCAUCGUAAUGUAGUUUAACAUCGCCUUUUAUUGCUAUUAAGUUACUGGUGCACAAAUUAUUUAAUUAUGUUAAUUCAAUCAUUUUAUAUCUGCAUUUUUGUAAUUCAUAUGUAUUGCUCUUUACUUUUAAGUCCUGAUAAUUCACAAAUAAAAUUACAGAUAACAAUUGUCAAUAUAUCAAACUAAAAUAAGGGAUGUAUCUGUUUUUUUUUUUUAUUAUAAAUGCUAUGAUAAAUGAACAAUGGAAAACAUUGAAACAAAUGUUAGUUUUAAAUUUGAAAUAUCUAUGUGUGUUGUUUUUUCUGGAAAUUAUCCAUAAUAU
Messenger RNA from Bactrocera oleae (olive fruit fly), 1110 nucleotides. It is a transcript of the gene mad2, whose product is annotated as mitotic arrest deficient 2. Gene Ontology annotation, cellular component: cytoplasm; kinetochore; nucleoplasm. NCBI's taxonomy places the organism in Eukaryota, Metazoa, Arthropoda, Insecta, Diptera, Tephritidae. Gene Ontology annotation, biological process: mitotic spindle assembly checkpoint signaling. The record is from RefSeq and is a predicted model, not a curated record.